GGGCGACGAAUAUUAGAAAAGAAGAAUUAAAGCGUUAUCUGUCACUGUCAUUAGUGUCAAAUUUUUUAGCUGUGUUGAAUGAUGAUAAUUUUGAUUUAUGGUAAAUAUUUAUAUUUUUUGCCAAAACCUGGUCCAAAUAGAAAAUGUCAUUGUGAAAUUGUUAGUGUUACUACUCCUACGCAAUACGGUAAUGCAAAAUUACAAGAAAAUUAGAUCGAAGUAAAUUUCUAAUAGCAGUUCCCAACUGUUACCAUAUUGUGAAUGUACUUGUGAAGGGUUUGAAAAUAACUGACACCACAGCCAGACAUUCUUUAUAAGAUUUAGUAUGCUCUUACUACACAUUAGGAAAUUUUGUGUAAUUGAAGUCUUUACGUUAACGCCGUAAAAAGUUUAGUGAAUUUGGAAUAAGAAUUUUUUUAGUGUCAUGAGUGAUAACAAAGAGUCAUUGAGCUCCUUUGUGGAGAAACAGGAGCGGCAGUCUGAUUAUGAUAAGAUUUUGGGUAGGAAGGUACUAGUGGCACCUACUGAAGAGCAGUACGAGUUACUGCUUACUAGGUUGAGACAGCAAUUAGGCGAGGGUAGAGGAGAGGUUAUCUUAGAGAUUGGAGGCUCAGAUGACGGUUCCGAAAAUGGUCUCCUAGAAGACGAAUUAGACGCCGCUGUUGCCACACUUCAGUCUCUAGCUAACACUUUAGAAUGCAGUUGUGUAAAGUUAAGAGAGCGCAAAGAAACUCGUGGCGUUGUUGUCCAAUAUUUGAUCAGAAGGGUGCUGGAUCAAUCGGACUUUUUGGAAAUCCGCGUGGCAGUCGUAGGCAAUGUAGAUGCUGGAAAAUCUACGUUACUGGGUGUGUUAACCCACGGAGAAUUAGACAAUGGCAGAGGACACGCCAGGCAAAGGUUAUUCAGGCACAAACACGAAAUGGAAUCUGGCAGAACUAGUUCAGUCGGAAAUGACAUUUUGGGAUUUGAUGAAAGGGGGAAUAUUGUGAAUAAACCGGAACAUGGGUCCCUGGAUUGGGUGAAAAUUUGUGAAAAAAGUUCAAAAGUUAUUACAUUCAUCGAUUUGGCUGGUCACGAGAGGUACCUAAAAACCACUGUCUUUGGAAUGACAGGUCACGCGCCAGACUUUGGAAUGUUAAUGGUGGGGGCUAACGCCGGUAUCAUAGGCAUGACAAAAGAGCACUUGGGGCUGGCUCUGGCGCUUUCUGUGCCAGUUUUUGUGGUAGUCACGAAAAUCGAUAUGUGUCCCGUCAAUGUUCUUCAGGACAAUCUCAAAAUGCUCGUGAGGAUUUUGAAGUCGCCGGGUUGCAGGAAAGUGCCAGUUAUGGUCAAAACUUCCGAUGAUGUCGUCUUGAGCGCAACCAAUUUCGUAUCAGAAAGACUCUGUCCGAUCUUCCAAGUGUCUAACGUUUCCGGUGAAAAUUUGAGUCUGCUGAAAACUUUCCUCAAUUUGCUCACCACCAGGAUGGAGUACCACGAAAAUGAGCCAGCUGAAUUCCAAAUUGACGACACUUAUUCUGUGCCAGGUGUAGGAACGGUCGUUUCCGGUACGACGCUGAAGGGCGUGAUAAAACUGAACGACACGUUAAUGCUGGGACCUGAUCCCUUAGGGCGCUUCCAACAAAUAGCGGUAAAAAGCAUUCACAGGAAGAGGAUGGCAGUUAAGGAGGUCAGAGCGGGACAGACGGCGAGCUUUGCGCUCAAAAAGAUUAAAAGAUCGCAAAUCAGAAAAGGAAUGGUUAUGGUGGCGCCCAUAUUGAAUCCUCAGGCUUGCUGGGAAUUUGAGGGGGAAAUUUUGGUUUUGCAUCAUCCUACAACCAUCAGUUCACGUUAUCAAGCAAUGGUUCAUUGUGGAAGUAUCAGACAGACAGCAAGUAUCAUCAGCAUGUCAAAGGAUUGUCUGAGGACGGGCGAUAAGGCUUUGAUUCACUUCAGAUUUAUCAAACAUCCCGAAUAUGUGACGCCCGGCCAAAGGAUGGUUUUCAGAGAGGGAAGGACGAAAGCCGUCGGUAACGUAAUUCGCAUAGUUUCUCACUCUACGCCCGUACACCAAGGAAACAGAUCGAAGCAAACCAAGCAACAGAGAUAUGGCGGUGGACAGCAGCAGAGAAACGACAAGAAUCACGUGAAGAACGAAAAUAUACAAGAGGGUGCGGUAGACCAGGAAAUGACCGAGAACGGCCAAGAGGAUGGUCUAGAGAAAAGUUCGCUGUUGCACAAGUCAGGUGGUGGUGUAAAGAAAGGCAAAAGUCGACGCGGUGGUCGGGGGAAGUCCAAUAACAACAACCCCUCGUUGAGUCUAUCGUCUAAAACGGCACUACCCGACGUCACCAAUUUAACUUCUCUAUCGACGGUAGCCAACAGAAAUUCUACUACAAAAGUGCAAUAGAUUUGACAGAUGCCAUUCACUUUUUAGAUUUUUCCGGUUCGACUGGCAACAUUGUGGAUGUGUCACAUCGCCACAUCAGUUUUUUCAUAAUUAAUCAUUAUAAAAACCAAGGAAACAACGUACUCAUAGCAAGUGAUCUGAAUAAUUUUGCUGGUCAGUUCAAGUUAGGAAGGGUAACGUUUUUUUUUGCUUUGCACCACCUAAUUUGCUGAAUUAAUGCGUUACUUUCUAAAACUAUCGAACUGACAAGUAAUGUUAUAUUUGACAUUUGACAGGUAACGAACUGGCACUGGCGGCUGUCAGUUUCAUUAAGACAACAGUGAUAUUUUGUAUUAAGCACAUUUCUAGCAAUAAUGUUUUUUAUUUUAAACAUUGCAUAUUGUUACAAAAAAAAAAAUGAUGUGAUGUAAACAUGUCCUCGAAUACAGCUAGUAAGUAGUACUGUAGGAUUUUUCAAAACAAUGUGAAAUAUAUUUUGAUAAAUUUCGGAAUGUUAUUUUUUAUACACAGAUUUAACAAUUUUAUUUUAAUUUAUUUAUUUGGAUGGUUUCCUCUAAAUAGAUUCUUCGUUUUUAUUAUUCAGAAUAUUAUUUUUUGUUUGGUUCCAAGGAACUGACAUAUCGACUGUCAGAAAUGGAUUGUGACAAACUUGUCGAAAUUUUAUAUUUGUUUUCUUCAAAUUACUGUAGUUUGAUGUUACCAUUUUUUUUGAAAGAUUAAAGUUUUUAACUAAACGUCUUUUAA
This is a messenger RNA of Psylliodes chrysocephalus, 3133 nucleotides long. Lineage: Eukaryota; Metazoa; Arthropoda; Insecta; Coleoptera; Chrysomelidae. The record is from the annotation of a GenBank genome assembly.